AUCUGACGUUCGUGAUUAAAUGCUAUUCCGUAAGAAGCGCGGCCAUUACUUGUACGGUAAGGCGGGCAAGCGGAGAACUCUCGUCACUUUGUUUCGGUAUCGACGUAUAAUCAGCUCAACGCUUAACGCGGUAUGAAUAUCGCUCUGAUUGCCAGUAACUGCAGAACUGUGCGGUCAACUCGUUGCAACAUCGCAAUGACGUUCUUCGUUCGUCAUCUAGCUACUAGUAGAUUGGUUCUACCGGUAAAUGCCUAAGAACAUCAAACUCGAGGCUGUUCUCAGAUCCGUAUCGACCUCGGUUUCGCUUCAGGGUCGCGUAGUGCCGUUCAAAUUGUCCGACAUUGGGGAAGGAAUUCGUGAGGUCACGGUCAAAGAAUGGUUCGUCAAACCUGGAGACAAAGUGAGCCAAUUCGACGAAGUCUGCGAAGUACAAAGCGACAAGGCUUCGGUCACUAUAACCAGCCGAUACGACGGGAUGAUAAAAGCCCUCCGAUUUAAGGUAGACGAAAUCGCUUUAGUCGGACAACCGCUGGUCGACAUAGAGCUGGAUGACGAGGGGGAAAAUGGGAGCGAAGAAGUUUCGGGGACAACUGAAAUAUCCCCCCAGGAGAAAACAAGCCUCAACACUGAACAUCAGCGGGGGAGUGAGGCCUCCCGGGAAUCCCUGAUCGGAAAAGUUCUCACCACUCCUGCUGUCAGGAGAAUAGCCAUGGAGAAGGGUAUUCGAUUGAAAGACGUCGUCGGAACGGGUAAAAAUGGCAGAAUACUAAAGGAGGACCUUCUUUCAUACGAUGACAACGAGACGUCUGACAGUGACAUCGAGGAAUCAACCAAGCCGCAAAGGCAGCCUGAUAAAACGAAUCGAGUCCAAGGAGAGGUUAAAACCGUUGCCCUCAAAGGAUACGCGAAACACAUGUGGACAACGAUGACACGCUCUCUGAGCAUCCCGCACUUCGUUUACAGCGACGAAUGCGACGUGACGAAACUCGUCAAGUUAAGGGAUGAGGUCAAAGCCGCCAUGAAGGAACGGGGGAUUGCUCUGACCUACAUGCCAUUCUUCAUAAAGGCGAUAUCAAAGGCUCUUGAAAAGUUUCCCGAACUCAAUGCCAGGCUGAACGAAGAUACUCAAACCGUCGAAGUACUACCGUGGCACAACAUAUGCGUGGCCAUGGAUACUCCGGAGGGUCUGGUCGUGCCCAACGUUAAGAACGUUCAGAAUCUCGACGUCGCGACCAUCGCUAAGGAGCUCAACAGGCUCCAGGAACUCGGAAAAAGGACAGCCAUACCACCGAGCGACUUGGCGGGUGGCACAUUCACCUUGUCCAACAUCGGAGUGGUCGGCGGGACGUACACAAAGCCUGUGAUAUUACCACCGCAAAUAGUGAUCGGUGCGGUGGGAAGAACACAAAAACUGCCUCGUUUCGACGCCGAUGAUAAGGUAGUCGCAGCCCAGAUACUGUCGGUUAGUUGGGCCGCAGACCAUCGGGUGGUCGACGGUGCGACGAUAGCUAAAUUCUCAAACCUCUGGAAAUACUACUUGGAGAAUCCCGCGCUGUUGGUAAUGAACUGAUAAUGAUGACGAACAUAGCGCGAGGUAGACUUUUAAAUUUCGAACAACUGUACGGCAGGAUCACUGCUGGGAGAUUUCUCAGGUCUGAUUGUUUUUGUACUUUAUAAUACUAUAACUCUUAUGGUAGAAAAAACAAAAUCGACAUUCAAAUAUCAGUUUUUUAAAUUUAUUCGAAAGUGUUGACUUACAAAUUUCAUAUAGGCACAAUAUUUCGAUCGUUGUAAAGAACAUUCACAUAAACAUGUAUGUACAUGUAGAUGUACUAUUUUUUUGGAAGAGCAGAUCUAGAAGUUCAAGAUCUGGAUAACAGUGUACAAGAUUUAACAACGCUUAUAUGCUUAUAAGACUAUACAAUAUUACAAUUACACGGUAUUAAAAUACAUCAUGAUUACAUAUAUCAUGUGAGGCACUGGCAAUUGGCGACUGGUUGAAUAAUAACACUUUUUCAUUGUAUGUUACAGUAAUAUCACAAAAAAUAUUAUAUACAAAUUUAUUGUAUAAAAACAUUGUUUACCUUAGGCACGUUAAUAACGAGAACAACUUGAUCAUGUGGCAAUAAGUAUUAGAUACUAAAAGCGAGUUGCUGUAAAGACGAUCGAUAUAGCUAAAUAAAAUUGGUACGUGAAUCGACAA
This is a messenger RNA of Neodiprion fabricii, 2203 nucleotides long. RefSeq names its product lipoamide acyltransferase component of branched-chain alpha-keto acid dehydrogenase complex, mitochondrial (gene Dbct). Lineage: Eukaryota; Metazoa; Arthropoda; Insecta; Hymenoptera; Diprionidae. The record is from RefSeq and is a predicted model, not a curated record. Gene Ontology annotation, molecular function: lipoic acid binding; acetyltransferase activity. Gene Ontology annotation, cellular component: mitochondrion; cytoplasm. The transcript has 5 exons. Bases 248 to 1570 code for a protein of 440 amino acids.